Aureobasidium melanogenum CBS 110374 is the source of this 993-nucleotide messenger RNA. RefSeq lists its product as uncharacterized. The transcript is spliced from 3 exons. NCBI's taxonomy places the organism in Eukaryota, Fungi, Ascomycota, Dothideomycetes, Dothideales, Saccotheciaceae. Bases 1 to 993 code for a protein of 330 amino acids. The record is from RefSeq and is a predicted model, not a curated record.
AUGCUUCUCAGCACUCUUGUGCUGGCUUUCGCAGUCUUUGCGUUUGCCUCGUACGAUCAACCUAUACUGGGAAUCAGUCUUGCGAAAAGAGAUCUCAUUGUCGUCCAAAGCUUAGCAAAUGGAUCGACGUCACUGAUAGCCAGAGUUUCGGCAGACGCUCCCUAUACAGAUUGGUUCGAACAAGUGGUGAAGCUUCUGGAGGAGAACAGGUUCGCAUUGUUUCCCAGACAUAUAGUUGACUCCACUGCCCUCCAUGAGGCUCUACUUGCCGCACAGUAUGCAGUGACUCAAGUGUUGCGACAGGAAGCACAAUUCAGCGUCGCUGCCUUGCCUCAAGAACUCGAGGAUCUGGUGACCGAAGCUCUCUCGACACUCAAUCUACUCGCGCCAUUAGAAACAUACGCUUCAUAUACCAUCAGGCCAGAGCGUGCAAUCGUCUACGCCUAUAAAUUGGGUACUUGCGAGGCCGUGAACCUUUCCAAAGAAUGUGAUCCCGAUGAUAUCAAUGGAGAAGCACUAUGGCUGAAUUUUGAUGCUGGAUUGCUAAAUUUGAGCCUUUUAUCUUUCGAAGAGUCUGGCGGAGACAUCUUUGCGGAGUCAAUGUUCCCGGAUCUGGAGAAAGUGGACCACUUUGAGGCAACUGACGAACGCUUGGUAAAUGCUCUUCGAAAGCACGUCAGCGAUUUUCUGGACCAAAACAAUGUUCUGAAAGAUUUUUCGGAUCGUCAUGGCCCCAAGUUCAAACCACUACGCUCUGAUAUCAAGGCCAUCGUCACGUCGGGAGAUCCUCCGCCUGGCUCCACGGAAGCUGUCAGACUAGCAUUCCGUCGUAUCUCGCCCGAUUUGGUAAAUUUGAUCCGGAACUCUGUAGAUCCAAGUUUGGCUAUGGCAGUAGGAGCAGCACGACGAGCUCGAGAGAUGUGGGAUCAUCCUGAAAGAUACGAUCCAGUCUGUCAAUAUUUCAUUGAAGAGCCCUUGCAUGAUGAGCUGUAG